Chelonoidis abingdonii (Abingdon island giant tortoise) is the source of this 1269-nucleotide messenger RNA. NCBI's taxonomy places the organism in Eukaryota, Metazoa, Chordata, Testudines, Testudinidae. The record is from RefSeq and is a predicted model, not a curated record.
CGCGCCUGAGCUGGAGGCGGAAGCGAAAGCGAGGCCGAGGAGCGAGUGAGAGCGGCCGCCCUACGGCCCCGAUUCGGGACAGAGACACCGCCCCCCCCCCCCGCGCAGGGACCUUGGGGAGGGCACCAGGCCCACGAGAGACGCCCCCUCCCCUUAGGCCAGGGUGUCACUCAGCACCCCCGCCCCCCCCGGCGGGAGAGGCUGAUCUGUGCCCCCGGGAGCGCUCGCGUGGGGCGCCCCCUGGCAGCCAUGCGGGCGGGCUGGGGCGGGCGGUGGCGGCGCCUGGAUGCCGCGCUGUGCCUGCCCCUGUGUGUGACCCUGGCCCUGAUGGGGGCCGUGUGCACAGAGGUGUUCUGCCUGCUCCUCUGGGCUGCGGAGCCCACCCAGCUGGCCCUGCACCUGCCCCUCCUGCUCUUCCUCCUGGCCAACGUGCUGGGCAACAUGGGCCUCUUCGUCACCACCAGCCCAAGCAUCAAAGGUGUCAUGCUGUCCGAAGGCGCCGUGGGACAGGGCUGGGAGUACUGCUACACCUGCCAGUCCCACAUGCCUCCCCGCUGUCACCACUGCUACACCUGCAAUGUGUGCGUGCUGCGCCGGGACCACCACUGUGUGCUGCUGGGCCAGUGUGUGGGGUACCAUAACUACCGUUACUUCCUGUGCCUCCUGCUGCACGGCUGGGUGGCCCUGCUGUACGCCAGCCUGCUCAACGCUGACAACUUCAUGGCCCUGCUGCAUGAGGGAGUCACCCUGCACAGCAUCGUCCUCCUCCUCAUGCCAUGGCUCAUGCUGCUGACGGGCCAGGUGAGCACGUCAACUUUUGUCUACGCUUUCAUGGCUGACACCUGUGUGGUCAGUUUCCUCUUCUGCUCCGGCUUCCUGUUCUUACACGUGCUGUUGAUCCUGCAUGGCCAGACGACCAGGGAGUGGCUUGGGGAGAGCCGUUGCUAUGACCUGGGCUGGCGUCGCAACCUGCAGGAGGCAUUGGGGGACAGGUGGCACCUCGUCUGGCUGUGCCCACUCCUGGCCUCCCCCCUUCCUGGGAAUGGUGUGGCCUUCGAGAGCAGAGCUCCCCACACUGAGCCCUCUGCCAAGCCAGUCAUUUUCUGAAGGGUUACUGGCCUGGUGGAUAAAGGGUAAGCAGUGGACAUGAUGUCUGGACUUUAGUAAAGCUUUUGACACAGUCCCACCGGAUAUUUUCAUAAGUAAACUAAGGAAAUGUCAUCUAGAUGAAAUUGCUAUAAAGUGGCUGCGCAACUGGUUGAAAGACCA